CUAAUUUUUUUUAGAGAUGUGAUGUAUGCUCCGUACGCGGAUAAAAUCCGCAGUGAUCAGCAAUCUCUCCAUAUCAAAAAACUUUCAGUGUUGGUAUUUUGUUUGACGAUAAAUUUCAUCCCCAUUAUGACAUCAGAACCAAUAGAAGUUCUCGAUCUCUACCUGAAACAAAAUAGCGACGGAUUAAUGGUUUUCCUUCUGCUCCCAGGGCAGUUGAAAUCAGAGCUGAUUAAGAAUGUCCGGUCAUGCACAAUAUUAGUCAGCCAAGAAAAAAACAGUUUGGAGAUUGUCCCAUUUUCGAUUUCCUCCAGUUUUCCAAAAGAAGUGUCCGUUUCCAUGGACGAGGAUGAAGUUCAAAGUGAUUCUGCGAAUGAGUUAACGCCCGAUUCCCAGAAGCAAAGAAAACUAAGAGAAAAAGUGUCAGUUUCUGCUUCUUGUGAAUGCAAUAAACCGAACAAUGAAGAGUCGCUGACCUUGACAUCAAAUACAGUCGAAGUAUUUCCGGGUCUAACCGAACCUAGUCCAAUGUGGGCUCUUCAGCCGGAAGAUCCCGAGGGCAAUGGGUCAGGAGGGGAUUCUCUCGGUGGUUAUGAGGGAGACGAUGCUGAGUUGUUUUCAGCCAAUGAGAAACUCACUCUGGCACUUGUUGGAGCAGGAAUGCUGUUUCUCUCCACUGUUGUUAUUCUAACUGUCAUAAUAUUGUCUCGGAAUAAUCAACUCAAAUGCUUCCAAGCCCAAUCUGUAUCACAGCAGGAAUUGAACACUGAAGACAUCUUAGCAGAUCUAAGAAGGAUUGUAAACGAGCAAAAGGCUGGGCAACAAAGAAGCUCAAAUAUCUGAAGAAGUUGGGCACUCUGCUGCUUCUUUCUACCCUCAUCAAACCAUGAACCCUCAGCUUUGGAUUGGAUCACAGAAAUUUCCUCCCCAAUAACCGGUGCAAAUUGCUCGACCCAGUCCUAAUACGUUAUUUAGUACAGCUAGCUCUAGCCUUAUGUCAUAAACCAAUUUAGUGCACAACUACCUUAUAGUGGAUGCUUCGAAACUUCGUUAUUUUGUACGUGAUCUAUCUGCAAAAUUUGCAUUUGUUCUCAAAAACUCGAUAAAACAUCCAGGGGCCAAAUUAGGGAAUAUGCGUAACUUGAAAAAUAGAAGCUGAAACUUUUAACCUUGUUUCUGCCUUAUCGAUUAUGUGGUCAAUAAUCACAGAAAGCACUCAUAACCAGAAAGUCGUAACAAGACUGCUCGUAUAUCAGGGCAAAGCAUUGAAUGUUCCGACUGACCCUCAUUCCAUAUCGAAUAGGUUUUUGGGAAAAUAAAGUAUUGAAAAACUAUACUUUUUGGACAAAAUCAAAGAUCAAGUGUAAAAGUUUGAGUCGAUAAGCUAGCCUCAAUUCAAUUUGGAACGAUUUUGUUGCGGGAUGUUUCGCCACGCAUAAAUAAAUUGCGCUACGUUUUCAGGAUUGUGGAUAAAGUCUUCAAAGUGCGCAUAAAUUAGACCAGAGCAUGGCCAAAUUUUCAAACUUUCAAAACUUCGCCAAAAAUGAUCGGAGGUAAAAUAUUUUUUGAAUUUUUAUCUUCAAUGGGGCGAUAUCUUCAGUAUCGAUAUCUUCAAUGUCGAUAUCUUCAUUGGGGUUUACAUCAAUUUUCGAUCAAUUGUAUGACUGAAUUGACUGAAUAAAAAAAACCACCCCCAACGUAAAGAUUCCGUUUUCUUCGAAAGUUUUUCGCAAAGUUGUGGGGGUUUAAAGAUUGUCAUUUUGGCCCUUUGGGGACAAUUAACGCGCGAUAUAUUUCGCGCUAUUAACGCGUAAGCGGAGAUUUAAUCCGUCUUAGAAAUCGUUCCAAAUUGGUUGAAGGUAGCUUAUUUGCCAUAAUUGAUUUGUUACUA
Symsagittifera roscoffensis is the source of this 1888-nucleotide messenger RNA. RefSeq lists its product as uncharacterized. The transcript is spliced from 4 exons. Lineage: Eukaryota; Metazoa; Xenacoelomorpha; Acoela; Convolutidae. The coding region runs from base 22 to 840 and encodes 272 amino acids. The record is from RefSeq and is a predicted model, not a curated record.